AUGGGUUCCGUUGUUGAUAGCCCCCGGAAGGGUGGCUUUAAGCUGGUUUUGCAGAAUCCGUAUCUAUGCGGUGUGGCCUCGUUCUCCACGCUUGGUGGCCUGCUGUUCGGUUACGACCAGGGUGUCAUCAGCGGUGUGAUUACUAUGGAGUCCUUUGCGGCUCGAUAUCCUCGCGUGUUUUCUGACAGCGGGUUCAAGGGCUGGUUCGUGUCCACGCUUUUGCUCGCUGCAUGGUUUGGAUCUCUGAUCAAUGGACCUAUUGCUGAUCGCCUGGGCCGAAAAUUGUCCAUCAACCUGGCCGUGGUGAUCUUCGUUAUUGGAUCCGCGAUCCAGUGCGGUGCCAUCGAUAUCCCAAUGCUAUUUGCCGGCCGGGCAAUUGCUGGUCUUGCCGUUGGAAUGCUUACCAUGGUGGUACCAUUAUACAUCUCCGAGGUUUCUAUACCCGAGAUCCGUGGAGGUCUGGUGGUUACUCAACAAUUGUCGGUCACCAUCGGUAUCCUGAUCAGCUAUUGGAUCGACUACGGAACCAACUACAUUGGCGGUACUCGAUGCGCGCCCAGUCUGCCCUACACUGGAGGAACAUCAUCAAAGCCUAGUUUUGACCCCUACAACGAUGUCCCAGCUGGAGGUUGCAAUGGCCAAUCUGAGGCAUCAUGGCGUCUUCCACUGGCCAUACAGAUCGUACCCGCCAUUGUACUGGGCAUUGGAAUGCUAUUUUUCCCAGAAUCGCCUCGCUGGCUCCUCAUGAAAGAGCGCGACGACGAGUCGCUCUCUGCACUCUCAAGACUGCGCCGACAAUCACAGGAUAGCAACAUCCUCCAAACCGAGUAUCUGGAGAUCCGAGCAUCCAUUAUGCUAGAAAAUUCCUUCGCGAACGAGAACUUCCCCGGCCUCUCCGGUCUCAAGCUACACGCCGCGCAGUAUAUGUCACUUUUUACAAAAUGGGCCCGCUUCAAGCGUCUCUUCAUUGGUUGCGCCGUGAUGUUCUUCCAGCAAUUUGUCGGCUGCAAUGCCAUGAUAUACUACGCGCCCACAAUCUUCGGCCAGCUCGGUAUGGAUGGCAACACGACCUCACUUCUCGCAACUGGUGUCUACGGUAUUGUCAACUGCCUGAGUACACUCCCGGCUCUCUUCUUUAUUGAUAAAUUUGGACGCCGCGCCCUGCUUAUGGCUGGUGCUACGGGUACCUGCAUUUCGCUGGUGAUCGUGGCUGGAAUCCUCGGGGCGUAUGGUGAUAAUUUGAUGAACCAUAAAUCAGCUGGUUGGGCUGGUAUUGCUUUCAUCUACAUUUACGAUAUCAAUUUCUCGUACUCUUUUGGUCCCAUUGGGUGGGUGCUUCCUUCGGAGAUUUUCAAUCUUUCGAUUCGAUCCAAGGCUAUGUCAAUUACCACCUCUGCCACAUGGAUGUGCAACUUCAUCAUCGGCCUUGUCACUCCUGACAUGCUUGACUCCAUCACCUACGGCACCUAUAUCUUCUUCGCGGCAUUUGCCCUAAUCGCCCUGGCAUUCACAUUCUUCUGCAUUCCUGAAACAAGAGGAAAGACCCUCGAGGACAUGGAUCUCAUAUUUGGAGAUACAGCCGCACACGAAGAAAAGGAACGUAUCAAGCAUAUUGAAGCUAGCCUGAGAGGAACACAUCUUGACGACGAUGAUGAUUUGAAGCCUGUGGAUCAGCAUAAGGAGAUUGUUGAAUCGGCUUGA
Messenger RNA from Penicillium argentinense, 1701 nucleotides. Its product is annotated as sugar porter family MFS transporter. NCBI's taxonomy places the organism in Eukaryota, Fungi, Ascomycota, Eurotiomycetes, Eurotiales, Aspergillaceae. The transcript is spliced from 10 exons. Gene Ontology annotation, cellular component: membrane. Gene Ontology annotation, molecular function: carbohydrate:proton symporter activity. Gene Ontology annotation, biological process: carbohydrate transport; transmembrane transport. The record is from RefSeq and is a predicted model, not a curated record. The coding region runs from base 1 to 1701 and encodes 566 amino acids.